Molecule: messenger RNA, 6416 nt
Organism: Stegostoma tigrinum
Lineage: Eukaryota; Metazoa; Chordata; Chondrichthyes; Orectolobiformes; Stegostomatidae
Gene: nrp1a
Product: neuropilin 1a
Exons: 17
Coding region: 1063-3843 (926 amino acids)
Biological process (GO): vascular endothelial growth factor signaling pathway; axon guidance; angiogenesis
Cellular component (GO): membrane
Molecular function (GO): vascular endothelial growth factor receptor activity; semaphorin receptor activity
Source: RefSeq, a predicted model, not a curated record
CCGUAGACUGCCUUAAGAAAAACAGCCCGAGUCUGCCGACCUUUUCAGUGUAGUGUAUUUCUCCCUGAAAGUGUUGAUCACCUGGAGCAGUUGCGCGGCGCUGAGCAAGCGUGUGUUUGUUUGUGUCUGUGGAGAGGAGUCCGCAGGCGCUUCGCCCUUUACUCAUUGACCAAAUCAUUAGUAUUUUUGAAAAAGAGUUUGUUCGCCUGCCGGAGCAUGGGCGUUCCUUUCUCUCUCUGUUUGCUGGCUGGCCUGUCACAGAAAUGCCGCUGAAGGAACCGUAGCGUCUGACUUCUAUUUCGCAAUUGAGUUGGGCCAGGAGAGGCGCUUUGAGUUUUCAGUGACUUGGCGUGGCUUGGAGCUGAUCUCCCAGCUCUCCGUGUCUUUCUGUAUCUCUCUCCCACCCUGUAUCCCUUUGUAGAUCUGCUGUAUUAUACUGACAGCCAAUCUUCCUCUCCCUUUGUGAAUACAUUAAUAGAGGUGUCUCAGGCGGUGGACUGUGAGACUGUGGGGAAGGAGUGUGGACAAGUCUGGCUGGUCUUAUUUCUCCCUUUAGCGGUGCUAAGUACCCAGUCUUGCAUCAUUUAUAAUUAGAUAAGCAUGUGAACGCUUCUUUUUCCUGCCUCGAACUAGUUUCAGAUCUUUGUGGAUUUGACAUUUUUAAUUGUUUUAAGAAUAUUUCCUAGACAGUUUUUAUUUCUGUCUCCCAGCUGGCUGCUUCUCCUAUCUGCUCAGCAGUGAGGAGUCUCCCUCUGUGUGUGUGUGUGUGUGUGUGUUAGGGAAGGAAGGGGGGGGGGGUUGUCUGUGCAAAGCUUUUAUUGGCUCGGGAUUUUUUUAGGAAAUGGCAACGCCAGACAUUGCAACAGGAACCGUGUAUCCGCAAGCGGCGAGAGGAAGCUAAAGGAUGAGGUUGCAGAUCGCCCAGAUUCUCCCAAAGUAACCAAUUCAACUCAAGUGCGCCCUUCGUUGUUGUUAUCGCUUCUCGGCUUUCCUCCCUCUCUCUCUCUCUCUCCCUGUCGCUGUGUGUGCGCGCUGUUUUCGUUCGCAAUCUCCAGUUGCCAAAUGGGGAAGCAUCAACUCUCCCUCUACCUACUGGCCGUGGCCAUCGGUGUGUCCGGGGCGGUCCGAAACGAUCGGUGUGGGGAAACUAUACAGAUCACCAGUCCUGACUACCUGAACUCUCCUGGAUAUCCCAAUUCCUACUACCCCCGGGAAAGCUGUGCCUGGGUGAUCCGAGCACCCGAAGUUUCCCAACGGAUAAUGAUCAAUUUCAACCCUCACUUUGAUCUGGAGGACCGGGACUGCAAAUAUGACUAUGUGGAGGUACGAGAUGGGGGAGAUGAGAAAGCACCAUCCCUGGGAAAAUUCUGUGGGAAGAUUGCCCCUUCUCCACAAAUCUCCACAGGACCACUGCUAUAUGUAAAGUUUGUGUCCGACUAUGAAACACAUGGAGCUGGCUUCUCCAUCCGUUAUGAAAUUUUCAAAACAGGACCAGAAUGUUCCAAAAAUUUCACUGCACAAAGUGCGGAGAUAAAAUCACCUGGAUUCCCUGAUAAAUAUCCAAAUAAUUUGGAAUGCACCUACAUGAUCUUCGCACCAGCGAUGGCAGAGAUCCACCUGGAUUUUUCAAGUUUUGACCUGGAACCCGAUGAUAACGCUCGGGAUGGAAUGCUAUGUCGCUUUGACAGGCUGGAAGCCUGGGAUGGUUUUCCAGGAGUUGGCCUUCACAUAGGACGUUUCUGUGGACCUUAUAUUCCUGAUCGUAUUCGGUCACGCACUGGAAUUCUGUCUUUAACGCUGCACACAGAUACUGCAAUCGCCAGGGAUGGUUUUUCUGCAAACUAUUCCAUUGUCCAGAGGAAUUUAUCUGAAAAUGUUUACUGUAAUGAAUCACUUGGCAUGGAAUCGGGCAAGAUUCACGCAGAUCAAAUUUUGAGUUCCAGCAAUUAUAAUUUCAACUGGUCCCCAGAUAGAUCAAGACUAAAUUACCCUGAAAAUGCAUGGACACCGUCUUCUGACUCCAGCAAGGAAUGGAUACAGGUGGACCUGGGUUUCUUGCAGCACGUUUCUGCCAUAGCAACGCAAGGUGCUGUCUCCAGAGAAACUCAGCGGGAGUACUUCAUCAAAACGUACAAAGUGGAUGUGAGCUCCAAUGGUGAAGACUGGAUAACUGUGAAAGAAAGGGGUAAACAAAAGAUAUUUCAAGGUAACACCAAUCCCAAAGACAUUGCUUUAAGGCAGUUUCCUCAGACAAUCUUGACGCGAUACGUUCGCAUAAGGCCACAGACAUGGCAGGGUGGUGUUGCACUUCGGUUUGAACUAUAUGGAUGCAAAAUUACAGAUUACCCCUGCUCUGGAAUGCUAGGAAUGAUCUCAGGACUGAUCUCUGAUAACCAGAUCACUGCCUCAUCCUCCAUGGACCGAUACUGGGGACCUGAACACGCGCGGCUCCUCACCAGCCGAGCUGGCUGGGCAUUAAAACAGAGCCUUCCAUCUUACAAUAACGAAUGGAUCGAGAUAGACCUGGGAAUGGAGAAAGAGGUGCGCAGCUUGAUCAUUCAGGGUGUCAAGCUGAGGGAUAAUAAGGUGUUCAUGCGGAAGUUCAAGCUCGGCUACAGCACAAAUGGAUCAGACUGGAAGUUGGUAACAAAUCCUGGCAGCUCCAAACCAAAGACAUUUGAAGGAAAUACCAACUAUGAUACGCCAGAAAUUCGGAAAUUUGAACCAUUGUUAACAAGAUACAUUCGUAUCUACCCUGAGCGAGCAUCGGCAGCUGGUCUGGGACUACGUAUGGAGCUGCUGGGCUGUGAUAUUGAAGUCCCAACCUCCCCACCAACGUUGGAUUCAGAUGAGUGUGACGAAGAAUUUGGGAACUGCCACAGUGGAACAGGUGAUGGCUUCGACUUUACAGGUGGCAACACAGCCCUAGGAACAGAAGAACCGACGUUACCUGAAAUACCCGGGUACCCAGCAGUCUUCUCCCCCUUUGAUGAGGUGCCCGGAUUCAACUGCAAGUUUGGGAGCAUAGCCCUGAAGAGUUUCUGUGAUUGGCACCUCGAUAAAUCUGCAGACUUUCUAUGGAAAGUACAUUCAGGGAAAGGAGAAUCCACUAAUACAGCACCCACAGGGAAUUAUACAAUGGGGAAAGACCACUUUAUUUAUACUGAAACAAUUGGACAGAAAGAAGGACAAGUUGCCCGACUCUGGAGCCCUCAAUUAUUACCCAUCCAUUCAGGACGUUGUUUGGUCUUUUGGUACCAAAUCCAUGGAAUGCAUGGCAGCAGUUUAAAUGUGAUCCAGAGAAAACUAUCAGUUGAUGUCAAGCCUGAGGUCCUUUGGACCAUGAGAGGAUCACAGGGAAACCAUUGGCAAGAAGGUCGGGUGCUCCUUCCUCGAUCGCUAGACAACUCUCAGGUGGGCCUGGAAGUAAUGGUUGGAAGAGGAAUCCAGGGAGGUGUGGCAGUGCAUGAUGUGGAGAUAAUGAGCAGCCGGAAUGCGAUCGAUUGCAUGGCUCCCAGGGAUGUCUUUCCAGGUUCGGAUGGUUCUGUAGCAAUCUUUCCCACUGCUGUGAACCCUGAGGAUCCCACUGACAAAACCUUUUUUGAGAAUUCUGGAAAUGUACUGAAGACUCUUGACCCUAUCCUUAUUACAAUCAUAGCUAUGAGUGCACUGGGUGUGAUUCUGGGAGCUAUCUGCGGAGUUGUCCUAUACUGUGCCUGUUGGCACAGUGCUCUGGCUGAAAGGAAUCUAUCUGCUCUCGAGAGCUACAAUUUCGAACUGGUGGAUGGAGUGAAACUGAAAAAGGAUAAGCUAAACUCACAGAACUCAUACUCAGAGGCGUGAAAAAGAAGCACUCGAGGGCUUUAAAGUGGCUGCGGAAGAAUGUCUGAAACUGUGGAAUUCUUUGAGUUUUUAUUUGUACAAUUGUUUGUCUUAGGAAAGACAAGAAGAGCUCUGGAUAAUGCUGGUCUGUGACUGAGCCAAGCUUUUCUCAGGAGCAACUGAUAAAGCAAUCAAACGGGAUGCUAUGUAAAAAAAAAUGAAUUAUGUACAGUCGGCUUUUUAAUUUUUAAAUUAAAGUUUUAAAUAAACAAAUGCUGGUGUUGAGACCAAGUGAGAUCAUUUUACAAGUAUUUAUCGUUUUCUGUAAAGAGUUAUAAAUUUGUAUCAUUCUAUUUGUAUAAUGACUUAGCUUCAUAAAAUAUGUUUCCAAAGGGCUUUAAAAACCUAUGUUUUUGUAUAUUAGUCCAGAUUUUAUACUUUGAGUAUACAGUAUAUUGAUUUUUCCCACCCUCUUCCUACUUUGAGAAAAAUUAGCAUAAAGCCUCAUUGGACACUGAGGGGGCCGUGACCUUUAUAACAAGAGUAAAUGAUAUGAUUUGGUGACAUGCUACACAGGGCAACUGUCUGUGUGCUGAUAACAUUGUGAUUGGCUUCGGGCCAGUGGCCUGGAUUUACAAUUGCUUGCACUGAAAUACAUGCCACAAGGUUGAUUUUUUUUUCCUUCUCGGUUAGGAGAGUGUGCUAAAAGAACGGUGUUAGAGACAGAUUGAUUCGACAUUGUUUCUGUUUAUGCAAUAUUAGUUUAAACAAAAAAAAGAAAAAAGGUUUUGUUAUUGAAAAGUUAUUAAAGAUAUCUAUAAUUAUACGGUUGACAUGUUUCUUGUAUGGUAUUGUUUCACGUUUUGUAUCGCUGUGAAAGUUUCUCUUCUGGAUUGUUUUUCCUAUAAAAAAACACAUUUUAUUGGCAUUAUUGCUUGAGUAAAUCGUUGCUUUGAAACUGAAGAGAAGAAAAAGCCUUAACUGAAAAUGUUUGUAUUCUUGACACACAGAAAGCCUAGACAAUUCACACUGUUGUGUUGUAUCUUGUACUUAAAUCUAUGACUACUGCCUUCCAAAGAUUCAAUUAAAUUUAAUCUUUUCCUACAGUACUCUAUUUGUGGUUUGUUGUAGUGGGACCUCAGAGCCCAGUCGACUCGUGAGCUGCAGUGUCCUCUAAUUUCUAUAAAUUGACCAUUAAGACCAUGCUAAUCUCCAUACUAGCUAUUCCUGGCAUUCAGCAGGGUCAGAGUUCAUGAUAUGUAACAGUAACACUGAGUCACUCCAAAACCGAUGAGCAGUGGGAAAUGUUGCUAUAUUAAUUGUCAGUAAACAAUGAGGCCAUUAAUAGUGCCACAAAUCAGUAUUUAAAUCUUUUCAAAUUUUAAAACAUGACUGGAUGCUAAAAGGAUCUGGAACAAACACUUUUUUUUCAACAAGUUAUUAUGGAACACUGCAGAUUCAAACUACUAAUUUGUCACUUUGUCUUGUGUGAUUGCAAACAGCAUUCUUGCAACAGGAAUCUAUACUGAAAUUCCUGCUGUAUUGCUGAGGAAGGUUUUUAACAUUAUAUGUCACUGUAUACUGUUAACUUAAUGGGUGAAAGGCAUGAUCCAAAGUAAGAUAUAGGGGGGAAAUAAAAAAAAUGAUAUGGAGAAAAUAAUGUAUUAUUUAUGACUGGAAACAGUAUUCAAAUAGCAUUCUGUUGGAUUUGUAAAACUGUUUAGUAAUGCAUAUGGAACAUGUUAAAACUUGCUGUCCAGGAUAUGCGGCCCACCAUUGAUGACUUUACUGACUGAUGAAUGUUGAGAGUGAUGAAUGUUUCCUCUCUGUCUCUCCCUCUCUUGCAGUUCAGUAAGUGAAAUCAACGAAAUACAAUUAGGAGACAGAGCUAACCUAGUCUCCAUAACGUAGUCAAAAGGGUCCCUGUGGGAAGGUGCUUCGUUGCCAUUUUAAUUGCCUAGAAAGGUGUAACUAAAAUGCAGCAUGAGGAGAACAGACUGUGAGGCUCAAAAGUAGCCCUUGGUAAAAAAAACCCUACCUGAAAUACAUGUGAAGAACAGAAAGGUAGCAAGGAGCAUUGAGUUAAUGAGAAAAUCCAUUAUGUGAGUGGACAGGGAAUGGCUCCAAGAAUUUCCAUUGAUAUUCCAAACAUUGAGUAUCAUUAACGUUUUGUUUGGAACAGCAAUCUCAAAAAAAUUGGACAAUAAAGUUUGGAAAUGGAAGGCACUUAUUGUCACCUGGAAUGACAAAUUGGAUUGAAAAUGUAAAACCAUUGCCCUUCGAAUAGUACUAGAUAUUCCAACAAGGACUUUUGAAAUAAUGUUCCAUAAUGUAAAAAAAGCAACAAUAAAAAUGCUGUCUUGUCACCGUAAGCCUUUCCUGCUCAAGUUUGGGCAAUAAUGUCUGGAGGUCUUAAAUGAAAAUAAUAGAGACCCCUGAGAAAGUUUGGAUUUAAGACAGUGAAACCACCUUAAAGAGAAGUUGAACGUCCUCUCUUUCUUUGUAAUUUUCAUAUUUGUUUGUAUUUUAUCAAAGGAAGAUCUGUGAUAUGUAUAUAUUUCUAUGCUGUGUAUUAAAGAGAAGGGUUUUCACAA